Jaculus jaculus (lesser Egyptian jerboa) is the source of this 1846-nucleotide messenger RNA. RefSeq names its product ADP ribosylation factor like GTPase 6 interacting protein 6 (gene Arl6ip6). NCBI's taxonomy places the organism in Eukaryota, Metazoa, Chordata, Mammalia, Rodentia, Dipodidae. Bases 449 to 1216 code for a protein of 255 amino acids. The transcript is spliced from 4 exons. The record is from RefSeq and is a predicted model, not a curated record.
UGACGGCAGCGGCGUGUGUGGCACGCGCGAGGGGAAGUUGCGGAGGCGGGAGAACCACGCGAGAAAGAAGAGGCGAUUGGCAGUCUGAAGGCCGGGUGACGGGCCGGGCUGCACGUUCCUAUGAAUGGUGGCCGACUUUACAGAGUUCGAGCGCGGAGGGGAAACUACGAAAUAAGUUAGGCAGUGUAUAGCAAUGGCCUUGAGCGGGAGCUAGGACCCCGAGUGAAGAUGAGAGUGCAGGGCGGCCAGGGCGUGAGCUUGUGGGAAGGCUUGCGGAGGUGCAAGACCCAAGCCCAGACGCAGGGCUGAGAGCCACGGUAGGGUGGAGGUUUUGAUAUCGUCGACCCCACCCCCCUCACCUCCGUCCCCGGCGAGUCUCCCUUCACACCCCCGGUCCAGUUGGCGUAGUCCUAGCGCACCGCCCCCCCCCCCCCGUGCGCGGGACGCGAUGGUAGGGGCCAUCCUAGACGCCGCCGCUGAUUGGCUGCGGGCGGGGUCUGGGAGCCGCCGCUCGACCUUCGCGCGUCUCUCAGUUGUUCCCGCCAUGUCGUUUGUGGAGAGCGGGCGGUCUUCGGCUCCCAGGCGGCGACGCCUGGGCACCCCGGCCCCUCUCCCGCGGCCCGUGUAUUCCCGCUUCACUCAGGGGUACAGUUGGGGUGAGGACGAAGUCGAGGAAGAGGAGCCGGUGGCCCGCAACUUGCGCGCGGAGUUCUCGGCCGGGGCAUCGUCGGAACCCCGGAGGGGCCCUCUCCCCCCGCUAGACCGGGAUGGAUCGCCGAUCUUGCCCGAUAAGCGUAAUGGCAUCCUCCCGGCGCCGGCGGGCAGCCGAGCCCGGGUGCGGCGGUGGCCCGUCCAGAUCCUCUCUAUUCUCUGUUCGCUGCUGUUCGCCGUCCUCCUCGCCUUCCUCCUCGCCAUCGCCUACUUGAUCGUUAAAGAGUUGCAUUCUGAAAAUUUGAAAAAUGAAGAUGAUAUGAAUACUGGGCUAUUAGGAUUCUGGACUCUGCUUAUAAUCUCUCUAAUUGCUGGAUUCUCCUGUUGCAGCUUUUCUUGGACAGUGACUUACUUUGAUUCUUUUGAACCAGGAAUGUUUCCUCCUACUCCUCUUUCACCUGCCAGGUUCAAGAAACUGACUGGACAUUCUUUCCACAUGGGCUAUAGCAUGGCGAUUUUGAAUGGCAUUGUGGCUGCUCUUACUGUGGCAUGGUGCCUCAUGUAAACCCACCCUGGCUCUUGAUGGCAAAAGCUGUGAUGGAUUUGUAAUAACAGAAAAGAACACUAUCCCCUACUCAGAAGCCUGAGAGAUGACUAUGUGGUUCAGAUGCCUGUCACGGUCAUCAUGAAGGUGGACAACCUUGCAGACCACCAUUCUAGAGUUUAGGCAUUGGGGAUAUUUGAGUAUUAAGUUUCAAUUACUUUCCUACAUGUAUAAGGUUUUUGUUUACCUCAUCUCUUUACCAUUAUAUGUACAGUUUUAUCAAUUGUAGGUAACAUUUUAAUGGAAAACAAACUUGGAAACUUGAAUACAGAACAAUGCCUACCUUUCCAUGUAUUUCAAUUUUUGCUAAGAAAUGCUAAUGUUAUUGCUUGAUGUAGAAAUAGUUUCUAUUUAUAUAUUACAAUAGGAAAAGAAUACUCACUACCCAGACAUUUUUAUAGAAGCUACUUAAUAUUUGGUAGGUUUUGAUAAAUCAUCAUGAAUAGAAUAUGCAUUUAUAUUUCUUAUGGGGUGUACUUUCUUACAAAUUUUUAUAUAUUUUCAUAGUAUAUAUUGAACUUACAUGUGUUUUUAAAUUACUGCAUCUAUAUGACUGUAAACUUUAUUUCUUAGCUGGCUCAAACCUGCAAU